CCUCCGACCCGCCGGGGUCACGCAGGCGCUGCGCGGGGGCCCUGGUCACGUGAGAUUCGAUUCCCUCUACCUACGGGUGUUGUUGCUAGGAGAGGGCUCCCCGCGCUGGGGCCGCAGCCUCGUUUCGCUGAAGAGUUUUUCAGAAUGGGCCUUAGGAGGUUUAUCCAAGCCUCUUAUUUCCAAUGUGCCAGAACAUCAGGAAUCCUAAAGCAUGUACGAUACAAACCUCCAAGUUUGGUACAGUGGAGGCAUUCUGGAUCAAGUCUCUAUAAAGCUGUAAUUUUUGACAUGGGGGGAGUUCUUCUCCCUUCCCCUUACCGGAUGGCUGUAGAAUGGGAGGUGCGGAAUCGUAUUCCACCUGGCACUAUCAAACAAGCCUUAAUAUCUGGAGGGGAGAACAGGCCCUGGCUGAGGUACAUGAGAGGGGAGCUGACAUCAGUGGAGUUCUUGCAAGAAUUUGGACAGCAGUGCUCUGAGAUUGCAAACUUCUCUGUUCCAGUGGACUCCUUUCUCUCUGACCUAACCAGUAGUCAGAUGUCAAAACAGCUCCCCAUUAUGACUGAAGCAUUAGAGUGUAUCCGGGCAGAAGGUCUUAAGACAGCUGUUCUAAGCAACAACUUCUACCUUCACAGUGGGGUGAGCUUUUUGCCCCUAGACCGAAACCAGUUUGAUGUGGUAAUUGAAUCUUGCCGGGAAGGGAUAUGCAAACCAGACCCUCGUAUCUAUACGUUAUGCUUGGAGCGCUUGGGUGUUCAGCCAAAGGAAUCCAUCUUCCUUGAUGAUAUUGGGCAGAACUUGAAAGCAGCCGCCCAGCUUGGCAUUAACACAGUGAAGGUUGAUGACCCAGAAGCAGCUGUCAAAGAGUUAGAAACCUCCUUGGGCUUCCCUUUGCGAGGAUUUGUUCCACAGACUUGCUUAGUGAGACCAACAAUGGAAAUUCCAAAAGGUCCCCUACAGAAGUACCUGGAAGAGGUCCUAGGUGGCCAGACAACUGGUCCUCUGAUAUUACGACAGUUCAGUCAUGGACAAUCUAACCCCACUUACUAUAUCAAGUUUGGGGAUCGUAACUUAGUCCUGAGGAAGAAACCUCCUGGCAGCCUACUUCCGUCUGCUCAUGCUGUGGAGAGGGAGUUCAGGGUAUUGAAGGCUCUUACUGAGGCCGGAGUUCCUGUUCCUAAAGUGCUCGCACUCUGUGAAGAUUCAAGUAUCAUUGGCACUCCAUUCUAUCUGAUGGAAUACUGCACCGGCCACAUCUACAAGGACCCCUCUCUUCCUGGCUUGGACCCUGGCCAGCGGAAGGCUAUUUACAUGGCUAUGAACAAAGUCCUCUGUAAAAUCCAUAGAGUAGACCUCAAAGCGGCUGGACUGGAGGAUUAUGGGAAGCAUGGUAACUAUGUUCAACGGCAAGUUCAAACCUGGACGAAGCAGUAUAGAGCCACAGAAACCCACGCUAUUCCUGCCAUGGAGAGACUCAUUGAGUGGCUCCCAUUGCAUCUCCCAGGGAACCAGAAGACCACAGUUGUGCAUGGAGAUUUCAGGCUGGAUAACCUGAUUUUUCAUCCAGAGGGUCCAGAAGUCCUUGCUGUUCUCGACUGGGAACUUUCUACCUUAGGAGAUCCCAUCUCAGAUGUGGCGUACAACUGCAUGGCCCACUAUCUGCCUUCUCACUUUGAUAUAUUGAAAGGUUUGAAGGACUGUGAUGUAAUGCAGUUGGGAAUUCCCACAGCAGAGGAGUAUUUUCAGAUGUAUUGUGGGCACAUGGGAAUUCCACCCAUUGAGAACUGGAAUUUCUACAUGGCCUUUUCCUUUUUCAGAGUGGCCGCGAUCUUGCAGGGUGUGUACAAACGCUCGCUCACAGGUCAAGCAAGCUCAGCCGCAGCUGAAAGUGGCGGAAAGCAGGCGGAGUCCAUGGCCAACUUAGCAUGGGACUUUGCUACAAAAGAAGGAUUUCGAGUGUUUAAAGAAUGUCCAGCUGCAAAACCUUUAGCAAGACCUUACAGUACCUGGACCAGGAAUGGGGCAUUCUCCAGGAGAAACUAUGUCACUAUGGCACCUUCCACACCAGCUCACACUUCCAAAGCUCAUCUGAUUCUUUCUCCUGACGGCCUUCCCGGGAGAGCCCAGGAUCUUUACCAUAAGCUGAGGAGAUUCAUGGAUAUGCAUGUCUAUCCUGCCGAGCAGGUUCUGAGAGAUCAUCAGGUUUCACAGUCUAGAUGGACUCCACAUCCUCUUAUAGAAGAGCUGAAGGACAAGGCAAAGUCUGAAGGAUUGUGGAACCUUUUCUUACCCGUGGAGAAUGAUCCAGAAGUGAAAUAUGGAGCAGGCCUCACAAACCAAGAGUUUGCCCAUUUGUGUGAGCUCAUGGGAACAUCACUGUUUGCGCCUGAGAUAUUCAACUGCUCUGCCCCUGACACUGGGAACAUGGAGGUGCUGGUCCGAUAUGGGACGGAAGAGCAGAAGGAACGCUGGCUGCAGCCUCUGUUGGACGGGAAGAUACGUUCGUGCUUUGCUAUGACUGAGCCACAGGUUGCUUCAUCUGAUGCCACCAACAUCGAAUCUUCAGUCAUAGAAGAAAAGGGUUUCUACGUUCUAAAUGGGCAUAAAUGGUGGAUUUCAGGGGCUCUGGAUCCUCGUUGCCAGCUCUGUGUGUUUAUGGGGAAGACCGACCCUGAAGCCCAGCGCCACAAACAGCAGUCAAUGCUCUUAGUUCCCAUGGACACUCCAGGCAUAACAGUCACCAGGCCUCUCAGUGUAUUUGGCGAAGAAGAUCCCCCAGCUGGCCAUGGGGAGAUCUUCUUUGAAAAUGUGCGAGUGCCCAAAGAAUAUAUCCUGCUGGGACCUGGCCGAGGCUUUGAAAUUGCACAAGGGAGACUAGGGCCUGGACGGAUCCACCACUGCAUGAGGCUCAUGGGCUAUUCCGAAAGGGCGCUGGCGCUCAUGAAGGAGCGAGUGACGUCUCGUGUGGCCUUUGGGAAACCCCUAGCCGAACAGGGCACUAUCCUGGAAGACAUUGCCAAGUCCCGCGCUGAGAUUGAGCAGGCCCGGCUUCUUGUCCUGAAGGCUGCCCUCCUCAUGGAUACAGCUGGCAAUAAGGCAGCGGCUCUAGAGAUCGCCAUGAUCAAAAUGGUGGCUCCAUUGAUGGCUCUGCGGGUUAUUGAUCGUGCUAUCCAGGCCUUUGGAGCGGCAGGUCUCAGUAACGAUUAUCCACUGGCCCAGUUCUUUGCCUGGGCGCGAGCCCUGCGUCUCGCCGACGGACCCGAUGAAGUUCACAGGACAGCAGUCGCUAAAUUGGAGCUGAAACGCUAGCCCUGGCCCGCUGUGAAAAACAACCACUGGGAUGCGGAAGAGGAAUUCCCAUCUGCAGCCUUAGGAUGUGUGGUGGGGGUACUCUGAUUAACACAGUGUGUUUGGGGGUGGCAAUAGCUCUUUAAUUUCAAUGUCCUUGCAGAUUGCCAGACCCCUUGAGGCAGAGACAACAUGCUCCCCACUUGGUUUAAUGCUGGGCUUGCUUGAUGGUGGAACAAAAAGCAGAAAAUGUGUCCUUGAGCCACACACAGUGGCCUUGCUCCAGGCUGCGGUGGGGCUGGCUGCACACCCCUGCAAGUUCCAGCCCUGCUCUCAGGCUUCCUGGUCUAGCAAGUGGUCAGCCUUCAGGGAUGGAGAGGAAAGAGUUUGUCACCCAGCAGCAGCCCCUCCAGGGGCCUGCUCUGGAAAGACUCGUUGACUUCAGUGGGGAUUCGAUCAGGCCCCAGUUGGCUGAGAGGUGCUGACUGGUUCGAAAGGAACCCUGCUCUUCUUUGGAAGGGACAGAUGCCCAGGCUGGGGUGAAGUCGGGCGGGGAACUGGCUGGCUCCUGAGGACUCUGCCAAGGAAGUAGAGCUCUAGUUCUAUGAUUUGCUGUGUAUGGGGCGUGGGGGUUGCCAUUUUCCACCUGCGUACACUUGGUUACACUUUUGUAAUUCACACCGCUCUGUAGAGGAAAAAAGAAUCAUGGAAGGAGUCGCGCUGAUUUCUAUGCUAUUCAUUAGUGAUGUCAGAUCAAAUCAGAACAAAAAUAAUGGACCCACUUCCUUGGGUGUGCCCCUGUCAUGAGACCUC
Dermochelys coriacea (leatherback sea turtle) is the source of this 4098-nucleotide messenger RNA. It is a transcript of the gene ACAD10, whose product is annotated as acyl-CoA dehydrogenase family member 10. Bases 145 to 3306 code for a protein of 1053 amino acids. Gene Ontology annotation, molecular function: flavin adenine dinucleotide binding; oxidoreductase activity, acting on the CH-CH group of donors. The record is from RefSeq and is a predicted model, not a curated record. Lineage: Eukaryota; Metazoa; Chordata; Testudines; Dermochelyidae. The transcript is spliced from 21 exons.